AGUCAAGGGGUUUUCAUGGGCGCCGGGAGGCGGGACCGGGCUUGAGGGCAGCUGCCGGUUCCCACUGGGGGCCUAGUGGGCCUUCCCCGCCUCAGAGCACCCCCGGCUGCUCAAAGAGCGGCCCCUCCAUCAUGGGGGUCCGUGAGGAGGGGUCCUGCCCCUGGGAAUCGCUUCGUGCCGCCGUGUAGCGCCAUAGGCUGGUGCUGCUGGAAGCGGGGGGGGCUCCCCGGGGUCCCCCUCGGUGCUCCCCCUCCUCAGCGCGGCCGCGGCCCUGGCAGGAGCAGCGCCAGGCCGGCCCUGUCUGCCAGGGCAGGCACGGGGGGCUCCUCCUGGCCCCCCCCGCCCCGGGUCCUGCCGCCGGCCUCCCGGGCAGGGACCCCCUGUUGGGGGGAGGGGGGGGGCUGCCCCGUGCCUGCCCCGGCCUGGCGGCUGUGCUGUGCCACGCAGGGACCCGCUGGGGACACGUCCCCCAGCACGCGGGGCUCAGAUGGCCCCCCUGGGGACAUGUCCCUCAACACAGGGUGGGCUUGCAGGGACCCCGUGGGGACCUGUCCCCAGCUCAGGGUGGGCUCCCAGGGACCCCCAGGGGACCCGUCCCUGGACACGGAGGGACCCAUCGCCCAGCUCAGGGUGGGCUUACAGGGACCCCCCUGGGGACCCAUCCCCAGCACAGGGUGGGCUCGCAGGGACCCCCUGGGGAUCCGCCUCCAGCUCAGGGUGGGCUCACCAGGUCCCCCAGCUCCGGGUGGGCUCGCAGAACCCCCCCGGGGACCGUCCCCACGCGGGUGUGGGUGCCGCGGGCUCUGUGUGGGGUGAGGCGGCCGCGCCUGCCCGUUCCGCCCAGCCCCACCUCACCCGGUUGAGCAGGUUUGAAGUCCACAGGGCCCCGGCAGUGGCCGCGUCCCAAGGCCCCAGCCCGGCUCCCGCCACCCCCCCGGCCCCAUGGCCCCCCCGCCUCUCUCCAGGGUGAAAGCAGCAGGGGCAGUGACCUCGCCCCCUCUCGACACCCCAAAACGCAGAAGAGCAUCUUGCCUGCACCGAACCAGCUUCUCCCAUGGCUGCUGCUGACCCCGUCCUGCCCCCUGAGGAGGUGGCUUUGCUGGAGCUGGGGAAGGUGGCCCUGGCCACCCCCCCAGACAAGGUGCCACCAGCCCCAGAUGAGCACCUGGGGGACCCUGACAGCACCCUGCCAUGGGACCGGUGCCAGCAUGGUGCCCACUGCCAGCCAGAGCCCGCCGAGACCAAGAGGCGUUCAAGCCCUGAGGGGGGCCAUGAAGCCCCCAGGGAGGCUGCUGUCACCUGCCCCCCAGCCGAGGCCGAAGCCGAGGAAGCCCCCGGGCCACCCAUGAUGGCAGCCCAUGUCUUUGUGCCCAUCGACCCCCAGUGCAUCGAGCGGACCCCCGGCAAACAGAAGAAACAAGCCACCCCGCGGCCCCAGCAGGAGGGCAAGGGGGGCUACGUGCCCCACAGCGACAGACCCGACAUCCUCCGCCAGAAGCAGGUCUUCCUCCCCACGGGCCCCUCACGCUACAGGGACCCGCUGGGCUUUGAGGGGCGGGUGGCCAAGGCACCGACCCAGGAGCCACCGUGCCCAUGCGUCAGGGACUGCAGGGCCGGCAACUUCAAGGCCGUGGCUUCAGUGGCGGCGGCCCUGCUCCUCUGCCCCUGCCUUGUCUACGGAGCCUACGUCUUCCUGCCUUUCGAUGCCCCACUGAUGCCCACCGUCAGCGCCCGCCUGGUCUACACGCUGCGCUGCGCCGCCUUCGCCACGUUCCCCAUCGUCCUGGGGAUGAUCAUCAGCGGCAUCUCCCGCCUCUGCUCAUCCGCGCUGGAGCCCUUCGGGGAGCUGCAGCGGGAGGUGGAGAUCCACCGCACCUACGUCUCCCAGUCCAUCCACCUCUUCAUCCUCUACUUCUUCAACAUGGCAGUGCUGGCCACCUACCUCCCGCAGGAGGCCCUCAAGCUCAUCCCGCUGCUCACCGGGCUUUUCGCCAUCUCCCGGCUGAUUUACUGGCUGUCGUACGCCAUCGGGCGCUCCUUCCGCGCUUUCGGCUUCAGCAUGACCUUCCUGCCCCUCCUGGCCAUGCUGCUCUGGAACCUCUACAGCAUGUUCAUCCUGGAGCCCGAAAACCUCCUGGCUGUGGCCACGCCGCAGCCUGAGGGCCGCUCCAAGGACGGUGGAGCCAAGCUCCGGUACUGGGGGUGAGAGGGGCUCCGGGGAGAUGUGGGUGCAGGGGUGCCAAGCCAGCAGAGCCCUCUUCCAUGGGGAUGGGUUGGUGGGAUGUGCCAACCUCCUGCCGGAGCCGGCUUUGCCCAAUAAAACCCUUCACCACGUG
Molecule: messenger RNA, 2336 nt
Organism: Falco peregrinus (peregrine falcon)
Lineage: Eukaryota; Metazoa; Chordata; Aves; Falconiformes; Falconidae
Gene: TMEM79
Product: transmembrane protein 79
Biological process (GO): regulated exocytosis
Cellular component (GO): trans-Golgi network membrane; lysosomal membrane
Source: RefSeq, a predicted model, not a curated record